Messenger RNA from Amphiprion ocellaris (clown anemonefish), 3331 nucleotides. RefSeq names its product intraflagellar transport 88 homolog (gene ift88). Gene Ontology annotation, biological process: inner ear receptor cell stereocilium organization; intraciliary transport; kidney development. Lineage: Eukaryota; Metazoa; Chordata; Actinopteri; Pomacentridae. The record is from RefSeq and is a predicted model, not a curated record. Gene Ontology annotation, cellular component: centriole; ciliary basal body; ciliary base. Gene Ontology annotation, molecular function: kinesin binding. Bases 104 to 2683 code for a protein of 859 amino acids. The transcript is spliced from 27 exons.
UCCUAAAACGACAACAAACUCUGUUUUUAACGUUAGCUGACAUCGUUUGUUUCCCAUAUUAGUGAACAUUUCUUUACUCCAUAACAUCACCAGAGAAGAAGAAAUGGAAAAUGUGCAUUUGGCUGUAGAGGAGGAUGAUCUUUACUCGGGUUAUAACGACUAUAAUCCGACAUUUGACUCCGAGGAGUUGGAGAAUGACGUGGGCUUCCAGCAAGCAGUAAGAACAAGUCAUGGACGAAGACCUCCGAUGACUGCCAAAUUUCCUGGCACUGCCAUGGGAGCUCGGCCCUUAGCUUCUUCCUUUGGAUCCCGGAUGCCUUUAGCCUCUUCGAUGGGCAGACCCAUGACAGGAGCUGUGCAGGAUGGGGCAGCCCGACCAAUGACUGCUGUCAGAGCAGCAGGUUACACUUCUUCCCUGACCCGUGGCUCGACCUUUGACCCUCUGGGCCAGUCCAAAGGUCCAGCACCUCCACUUGAAGCAAAGAAUGAGGACACGCCUGAGGAGAAGAUCAAGAUCCUGGAGAAGAAAGUGAAUGACCUGAUAGAAGAGAGCUGCAUGGCGCAGAGCAUAGGGGCCUUACAACUGGCUCUUGAAAAAGCCAAAGAGGCAGGAAGGAAGGAGCGAGCGCUGGUCAGACAGAGGGAGCAGUCGGGCAAUGCAGACCACAUCAACUUAGACCUCACCUACUCUGUCUUGCUCAACCUUGCCAACCAGUAUGCAAACAAUGAAAUGUACCCAGAGGCCCUGAACAGCUACCAGGUCAUUGUGAAGAACAAGAUGUUCAGUAAUGCAGGUCGUCUGAAAGUCAACAUGGCCAACAUCUACUUCAAACAGAAGAACUACCCCAAAGCCAUCAAGUUCUACCGAAUGGCCCUGGAUCAGAUCUCCAACACUCACAAGGAAAUGAGGAUCAAGAUCAUGCAGAAUAUUGGCGUGGUCUUUGUGCGCAUGGGCCAGUACUCUGACGCCAUAACAUCUUUUGAGCACAUCAUGAGCGAGAGUCCCAACAUCAGGACGGGCUUCAACCUCAUCCUGUGCUACUACGCUAUCGGCGACAGAGAGAGGAUGAAGAAGGCCUUUCAGAAGCUCAUCUCUGUUCCUCUGGGGAUUGAUGAUGAAGACAAGUACAUCCCAACAAAUGAUGACACCAACUCAAAUAUGGUCAUUGAGGCCAUUAAAAACGACAAGCUACACCAGAUGGAGAGAGAUCUAAAAGUCCUGGCAGAGAAGUACAUCAUGACUGCAGCCAAGCUCAUCGCUCCGGCAAUCGAGACUUCUUUCGCUACUGGAUUUGACUGGUGUGUGGACAUGGUGAAGAGCUCCCAGUAUGUUGAGCUUGCCAACGAUCUAGAAAUCAACAAAGCCAUCACCUAUCUCCGACAGAAGGACUUCAACCAGGCAGUGGAAACACUGAAGACAUUUGAGAAGAAGGACAGCAGAGUGAAGAGCGCUGCAGCCACUAAUCUCUCUUUCCUCUACUUUCUGGAGAAGGACUAUGACCAGGCUGACAGAUAUGCCGAUCUCGCCAUGAACGCCGAUCGCUACAACCCCGCAGCGCUUAUCAACAAGGGCAACACAGUGUUUGUCAAACAGGACUAUGAAAAGGCUGCAGAGUUCUACAAAGAAGCACUGAGGAAUGAUUCCUCAUGCACCGAAGCCCUCUACAACCUGGGUCUGACCUAUAAGAGGCUGAAUCGCCUGGAGGAGGCUCUGGACUGUUUCCUGAAGCUUCAUGCCAUUCUGAGGAACAGCGCCCAGGUCAUGUACCAGCUGGCCCACCUUUAUGAGCUCCUGGAGGAUCCCCAGCAGGCUAUCGAGUGGCUGAUGCAGGUCAUCAGUGUGACUCCCACUGACCCCCAGGCUCUGGCCAAACUGGGAGAGCUGCACGAUGGUGAAGGAGACAAAUCCCAGGCUUUCCAGUACUACUAUGAGUCCUUCAGGUAUUUCCCCUCCAACAUCGAUGUGAUUGAGUGGCUCGGGGCUUAUUACAUCGAGACACAGUUCUGUGAAAAGGCCAUCCAGUACUUUGAAAGAGCCACACUCAUACAACCCACCCAGGUGAAGUGGCAGCUAAUGGUAGCAAGCUGUUACAGAAGAAGUGGAAACUACCAAAAAGCUCUGGAAACUUACAAAGACAUCCACCGCAAGUUUCCAGAAAACGUGGAAUGCCUGCGUUUCCUGGUGAGGCUGUGCACAGACAUGGGAUUGAAGGAAGUCCAAGAUUACGCCACCAAGCUGAAGAAGGUGGAAAAGAUGAAGGAGAUCAGAGAACAGAGGGUGAAGUCUGGACGGGAAGGCAGCGCCAGAGGUCGGAGAGAAGGCAGAGAGGGCAGCGCAGGGAGCGCUGCAGGCAUCUCCACACCUGUCCUCACCUCUCCUAAGAAGUCCAGCAUUAUGGACGAUGUCAAAGCAGAAUCUAAGCAGUUGAGUCCAGUGUUGGACUCAGGGAGAGACAGUGGCCACAGCAGCAGCAGCACUAAAGGAGAACGUCUGAGCGCCAAGAUGAGAUCUCUUCCUGGUUCUAACGAGCCCUACGAGACCAGCAGCCCCAAAGAACUCGAUGCUUCCUACGUGGAUCCACUUGGGCCUCAGAUGGAGAGACCAAAGACAGGAGCCAAGAGGCGAGUUGAGGAUGACGACUUUGCCGACGAAGAGCUGGGAGACGACCUGCUGCCGGAGUAGCUGCUUCAGCCUGCAACUCAUUAUCAGGACGUUUUCUGUUUUGGCACCGUUGUCAGGCAAGAACACAAAAACCUCACCACAAAACCAGAACAUUUUAAACUCAGACCUUCUGCAGAUCUUUAUAGAGUUCAGAGACUCCUCAGAGUCGAGGACUGAGAUGUUUUUACUCCUGUCAGUCCGAUCAUCUGAGUCACUUUCUCUGAAAAAACAGAUCAUUUUGUUAAAGGUACGUGUUUACACAGUGCAGUCUGGAAGUAUCUGGACAGUUUUCUUGUGGCUCUGUGGUCCAGCACUGGCUUUGGAAUGAAACUAUGAGGUUAAAGUGUUUUUAACUUCAAUUUGAACAUAUUUAAAUUCAUAUCUGAGUGCAGAGAUUACUUGUGGACAUACUGUUCCUAAGACGUUUUACUGUCACCCUGUGUGUUGGAGUUUGGUGCCAAACGAAUGAAAAACAUUUGUCCAUCCUAAUACUUUUAAAUGCACUGUAUGUUUCCAUGUGUGAGUCUGGAAAAUCCAUCAACAUGAUGCACCAAACAUAUGUAAUCCAUCCAUUUCAGUCCCUGUUUCAUUUACAUUUUGUAUUUAUUCCAAAAAUGAACAUCAAAAUUUGCAUUAAAAUAUGUAUUUAUUUCUUUGUUGCUUGUUAUA